This is a messenger RNA of Condylostylus longicornis, 984 nucleotides long. Its product is annotated as histone deacetylase 11-like. The transcript is spliced from 6 exons. Bases 1 to 984 code for a protein of 327 amino acids. Gene Ontology annotation, molecular function: histone deacetylase activity. NCBI's taxonomy places the organism in Eukaryota, Metazoa, Arthropoda, Insecta, Diptera, Dolichopodidae. The record is from RefSeq and is a predicted model, not a curated record.
AUGGUAUUCUUUCAAAUACAAGAACGUCUUCCAAUUGUUUGGUCCAAAGAUUAUAAUGUGGCAUUUUGCGGAUUACAAUGUUUAUAUCCAUUUGAUACAGAAAAAGGACAACAUGUUCUACAGCUUCUUAAAGUAUCAGGACUCGUUAAAGAAGACAAUAUUUACCGGCCUCUUGAAAUGAAUGAAGAUGAGCUUUUGGAAGUUCAUUCAUUUGACUACUUACAAAGUCUUAAGAUCAGUGACAAUGUUGCCAAAAUCGCAGAAAUUCCUUUAUUACAUUUUGUACCAAAUGUUUUCGUUCAAUCAAGUUAUUUGAAACCAAUGCGUUUUCAAGCUGGUGGAACUGUAAAAGCAUGUAAAUUAGCUCUUAAACAUGGUUGGGCAAUUAAUCUCGGUGGUGGAUUUAAUCAUUGUAGCUCUGAUCAUGGUGGUUCUUUUUCACCAUAUGCUGAUAUGUCACUUGCAGUAAAAUCAAUACUUUUAGAUCAAUCUAAUAAUGUACGACGUAUUAUGAUAAUUGAUUUGUCAUCACGUCAGGGCAAUGGACAUGAACGUGAUCUUAUGGAUAUAAAAUCAGUUUAUAUAUUUGAUAUGUAUAAUCAUACAUUGUAUCCAAAAGAUGAACAAGCAAAAAUGGCUAUAUCAAGAAAAGUUGAAUUACCAUCACAUACAGAAGAUGAAGUAUAUUUAAGAAAAUUAAGAAUAAAUUUACUGAAAGCUUUUGAAGAAUUCACACCAGAUUUUGUUUUAUAUAAUGCUGGAACUGAUGUUGUAGAAGGAGAUGAUUUAGGAGAACUUUGUGUUUCACCAUCUGGAAUUGUUGCACGUGACGAAAUUGUGUUUACAAAAGUUCGAGGAUUACAAAUACCAAUAGCAAUGGUAUUAGGUACAGGAUUUGUUAGAUCAUCAGCUGAAAUAAUUGCAAGUUCAAUAAUUAAUUUGAAAGAGAAAGGAUUUCUACCCUCAAAAAUGUGGGAACGUUAA